AUGUCCACCCAGCCCCUCCUUCAGCGCACCGCGGCAAAACGCAUCGCGCUCCCCGUCAAGGUCGAGCCCAAGGUCGCCUUCGCCAACGAGCGCACCUUUCUCUCAUGGCUCCAUUUCACCGUUGUCCUCGGCGGUCUUGCGGUUGGGCUCCUCAACUUUGGUGAUAAGGUGGGGAAGAUCAGCGCCGCUAUGUUCUCUCUUGUCGCCAUGGGUGUGAUGGUCUACGCGUUGUACACAUUCCACUGGCGCGCCAACUCGAUUCGCAAAGGUGGCCGUGGACCAUAUGACGACAGGGUCGGGCCGGUGAGCGAGCUGACGCUCUCCUCAGUUGCGAUCAUAAUAAACUUCGUGCUGAGGUUCACGGAGUAA
Messenger RNA from Epithele typhae, 369 nucleotides. RefSeq lists its product as uncharacterized. Lineage: Eukaryota; Fungi; Basidiomycota; Agaricomycetes; Polyporales; Epitheliaceae. The record is from RefSeq and is a predicted model, not a curated record. Bases 1 to 369 code for a protein of 122 amino acids. Gene Ontology annotation, cellular component: vacuolar transporter chaperone complex; fungal-type vacuole membrane. The transcript is spliced from 4 exons.